Pseudo-nitzschia multistriata is the source of this 3118-nucleotide messenger RNA. NCBI's taxonomy places the organism in Eukaryota, Bacillariophyta, Bacillariophyceae, Bacillariales, Bacillariaceae. The record is from the annotation of a GenBank genome assembly.
AACACAGGAUCCAACAAAACCUGAAAGACCGACCGGGUCUGCUCUACAGUUUAGUUUGAGGCAACCAAACAAAUCAAGAAGCGAGCGAUCGGUUGCGAAGAGUACCGACGGUGGCACAGAACAGCUGUUGAUGAUAAAAAUGUCCAUAACGGCGACGGCAAAGAUGGCGAUGGCGACGACAAUGAAUGCGAAGGCUCCCUUGUCUCGUACAUUGCUCGUGCUUUCGGUGCUAGCGCAUUUGUUCUGUGGCCUCGAGGUAGCUUCCGCUGCCGACGCUGUCGAAGGAGACUAUUCUGGAUGGUAUACUUCUACCGGAGAAAGUUUCGAUGGAUCCUCCACCACCUCUUUUCCACCGCCCGGAUUUGCUGGAUCGCCUGGGUUGUCGCCUGGGACAGAACUUAAAAAGUGUAUGUUCGGAGGAAGCAUGAUUGUCGUGGAAGAAAAGCAGAUCAUUCUCCUGACAGAGACCCUGCUGGUGGACGGGUGCUUGCUGGACUGCGGCAAAAAGAUGCUCCAGAGCACCGUAAAGGACGGACCCAUCGUAGCGGUGCGCAACGGCGGGCACGUCAGGAACUGCGAGGUGGCCAUAAUCAAGCUGAAAGACAUGGUGGGGGACCUCCAGGAGAUCGAUGCCAUCGAGGGGAUCGUGACCGACAACAGUGCGCAGGUCAACAGCAUCAACGUCGAUGUUGAUGUUGUUGCGAACAAGGACGCUGGCGAGGAGGCUACCACCCCACCGACAAUCUGGGGAAGCUUCUAUGCCACUAGCUUGUCCUCGGCAUAUGGGAUUUAUUACGAACAACGGAAGAUUUUCGAAAACACCAGCACCGCUGGCUUUCUCUGCGACAAGGGAGAUUGCCUGCUGGAGAACGUUUCUUGUGGUGCCUACCCCGCAGGGGAUGACGUCCACUUGCUUCUCAUGCGGGAAUGCGUCCUGGUCCGACCGGGUGCGGCCACCGUGUCGAUCAAGGGGGGGAACAGCGACGACCCGAGCACCGGGAAGUCACUCGUGACCAGCGUGGACCAACGGGCAGUGAGCGCCUAUGGAAUCGUAGUGGACGCCGGUCCCAAUCCCGAAAAAGAGGCAGCAGAGGGCAGCGGGUUCAAGUUCUACACCCCGGCCGACUACGAGGACCUCACCAAGGCACGCUUGCUCGUGGACAACGUCCGCAUCGAGUACCAGGUCUAUGAUGGAAUCAAGAUCAUUGGGGGAGUGAACACGGUCCGCGUCACAAAUUCGGUGCUGUCCAAGAACGGGGGCGACGGAAUCGAGGUCACCGGAGGCGAUGGUCUCGAAAUGUUUGCGGUUCUUGGUGGCGCCCUUGAGGACAACGAAAAGAAUGGCAUCGAUGUGAUUCAGGUUGAUAUCGGUGUCUCCUCCCCGUCGAAGACAAAAAUGCUGCUUUCGGACGUUCUCGUGAGGAACAACAGCAAGGACGGUAUUCUUGUGUACAGCAUCGGCGAGCUCACCAUCGAUGGUGCCAUGAUCGAGAAGAACGCACAGAGUGGCAUAAGCAUCAGAGAAGUCAGCGUGAUAAACCUACAGGGGGUUGUUUCCAAGUUCAAUAUCCUGAACGGUCUGUCGGUGGAAGCCGAAGGCUCCGACGUUGUAGUUGCCAACUGCGUCUUCUUGACGAACGGGUACGACAUCACAAACAUUCAUGGCCCCAGUCCCAAGUGGAAAAAAGCAGGCGUGUACAUGUGGCUAUCCAAGUCAGCCACGAUUUCAAAUAGCGCCUCUAUCGGCAACAGCAUGGACGGGAUUAUUCUCUAUGACGUCGAAAGUGUGUUUCUAUCCGGGGUCGACGCCAGCAGGAACGGAGACGAUGGAAUCCARAUACGGGAAGCCGACGCGUCGUACGGCUACGAUUACACCGCCAACACCGAUUACUUGGUCGGUGCCUAUUAUUACCCGUGGCACGGAGACGACUUUCACAACGGUGGAGGCUACCUCCGAAAGGAACUCAAGCCGCCCCAGCAGCCGUCGCUUGGGGAAUACAACGAUUCCGAUCCGGAAGUGAUCAAACAGCACAUGGAAUGGUUUCGCAAGUCCAACAUCGGCCUCCUUGUCACCUCCUGGUGGGGUCCCGACCGCAUCGAGGAUACCAACACCCGGGAUGUGCUCAUGGAACACAGCAGCAUUGGUAAUCUCAAGAUCGCCCUGCACUAUGAGACCACUGGACGAAUCAAGGAGGGAGACGAAAGCAUGUCCGUUCCCCAGAGCGAUAUCCAAUACAUGUGCGACAACUACUUCGACCACCCCAACUACUACAAGAUUGACGGACGUCCGGUGCUGGUCAUCUACAUCUCGAGAAAACUCGAACAGCUCGGCACUCUGGAAAAGGCCCUGUUGACCAUGAAGAGCGCAGCGAGCAAGURCGGACACAAUCUCUACCUCAUCGGCGACGCCGUCUUUGCCAAGGCCCCCGACGCAGACGAGCCAUUUGUAUCAUUUCUCUACUUUGACGCCGUCACCAACUACGACGUCUAUGGGUCGAGCGGUGCCUCGAAGCGGGAAAAUCCAUAUGCCGGCAAGGAAGCCGUCGACGCGUACUACGCGGAGCAGGAGAAAUGGCGGAAGCUGGCCCUCGAACAGAACUGCCGCUACAUUCCACCGGUCUCCCCCGGCUACAACGAUMGAGCCGUUCGGUUCGAAAAGGACAAYCCGCCGCUGUCGCGGCGGCUGAACGAGGCAUCGGAAGAGGGGAGCCUCUUCAUGUACCAGUUGCAAAAGGCGUUGCCCCUGGUGGACCCCGCGAUCGACAACAUGAUCUUGGUCAAUUCCUUCAACGAAUGGCACGAGGACACACAGAUCGAGCCAGCAAGGGGUGUCAACUUCGACGAAGACGCUCCGGUCGGUAUGGACAACGUUGCCUCGGAACCCAUGUCUCUGACGCAUGGUCUCGAAUACGUGGGAUACGGAGAAAAGUACCUCGAUAUUCUCCGCUCCAUGACMGAUCGGCCGAAGGAUGACGACGAURCAGCAAACGGCGUCUACGAGCCAUCCUAUGUCGAGAUAAAAGACGUUCACGCCUGCAACAACGGCAAGCACGGAAUCACMUUUUUCAUCAUUGACAACAACAGUAACGGAAAAACCAGUGAGCUCAUCUUCACACCG